AUGAUUGACAAAAAGUUUUCAGGAAAUCACUUUAUGGAUUAUUGUCAGCUGCUUAGAAUCAAACCAGGAUUUUCACAGCAGUAUGAGAAAUAUGUCACAGAGUGGUUAACAGCAGAAGUAACAGCAGUAACUCUUCCAACAGCAGAAGUAACAGCAGUAACUUCCAACAGCAGAAAUAACAGCAGUAACUCUUCCAACAGCAGAAGUAACAGCAGUAACUCUUCCAACAGCAGAAGUAACAGCAGUAACUCUUCCAACAGCAGAAGUAACAGCAGUAACUCUUCCAACAGCAAAGUAACAGCACAGAAGAACAGCAGUAAACUCUUCCAACAGCAUAACAGCAGUAACUCUUCCAACAGCAGAAGCAACAGCAGUAACUCUUCCAACAGCAGAAGAACAGCAGUAACUCUUCAACAGCAGAAUAACAGCAGUAACUCUUCCAACAGCAGAAGUAACAGCAGUAACUCUUCAACAGCAGAAGUAACAGCAGUAACUCUUCCAACAGCAGAAGUAACAGCAGUAACUCUUCCAACAGCAGAAGUAACAGCAGUAACUCUUCUAACAGCAGAAGUAACAGCAGUAACUCUUCCAACAGCAGAAGAAAGUAACAGCAGUAACUCUUCCAACAGCAGAAGUAACAGCAGAACUCCAACAGCAGAAGAAAGAACAGCAGUAACUCUUCCAACAGCAGAAGAAGUAACAGCAGUAACUCUUCCAACAGCAGUAACACAGAAGUACAGCAGUAACUCUUCCAACAGCAGAAGAAACAGCAGUACUCUUCCAACAGCAGAAGUAACAGCAGUAACUCUUGUAACUCUUCCACAGCAGAAGAAACAGCACAGACGUAACAGCAGAACUCUUCAACAGCAGAAAGUAACAGCAGUAACUCUUCCACAGCAGAAAGCAGUAACAGCAAUAACUCUUCCAACAGCAGAAGUAACAGCAGUAACUCUCCCAACAGCAGAGAGUAACAGCACAGGAAGAAACAGCAGUAACUCUUCCAACAGCAGAAGAGUUCUUCUAACAGCAGAAGAAACAGCAGUAACUCUUCCAACAGCAGAAGAAAAAGCAGUAACUCUUCCAACAGCAGAAGAAGUAACAGCAGUAACUCUUCCAACAGCAGAAGCAACAGCCAGAAGUAACAGCAGGUUAACUCUUCCAACAGCAGAAGUAACAAGCAGUAACUCUUUCCAAACAGCAGAAAGAAACAGCAGUAACUCUUCCAACAGCAGAAGAAGACAGCAGUACUCUUCCAACAGCAGAAGGAAACUUCUCUUCAAAACAGCAGAAGAAGUAACAGCAGUAACUCUUCCAACAGCAGAAGAAACAGCAGUAACUCUUCCAACAGCAGAAGUAACAGCAGUAACUCUUCCAACAGCAGAAGAAACAGCAGUAACUCUUCCAACAGCAGUAACUCUUCCAACAGCAGAAGAAACAGCAGUAACUCUUCCAACCAGCCUAAGAGUAACUCUUCCAACAGCAGAAGAAACAGCAGUAACUCUUCAAACAGCAGAAGUAACACAAAGCAACAACAGUAAUUCCAACAGCAGAAGAACAGCAGUAACUUCCAACAGCAGAAGUAACAGCAGUAACUCUUCUAACAGCAGAAGUAACAGCAGUAACUCUUCCAACAGCAGAAGUAACAGCAGUAACUCUUCCAACAGCAGAAGAAAUAACAGCAGUAACUCUUCCAACAGCAGAGCAGUAACUCCCAACAGCAACAGAAGGAACAGCAGUAACUCUUCCAACAGCAGAAGAAACAGCAGUAACUCUUCCAACAGCAGAAGAAAACAUAAUCUUCCAACAGCAGUAACUCUUCCAACAGCAGGAGUAACAGCAGUAACUCUUCAAACAGCAGAAGAAGUAACAGCAGUAACUCUUCCAAUCGAAGCGGGCAUUGAAUCAGUGUGA
Penaeus vannamei (Pacific white shrimp) is the source of this 1911-nucleotide messenger RNA. The record is from RefSeq and is a predicted model, not a curated record. Lineage: Eukaryota; Metazoa; Arthropoda; Malacostraca; Decapoda; Penaeidae.